AUGAAACGAUUGAUUCCAUUUCAACUUAUCUUUGUUACUUUCGGAUUCUUUCUUGCAAAAUGCGAUGCUGUUCAUCCUAACGAAGUUCAUGCUCUCAUAGUGUUCAAAGAAGCUAUAUUUGAUGACCCAUUAUUGAUUCUAUCAAAUUGGAAUGGUUUAGAUUCAGACCCUUGUAAUUGGUUCCUUCUUGAACUUUCUAGAAGAGUAAUCUCUCUGUUUCUGAAAGCAUCUUCUUUAGAAAUACACACUUUUCUUGUAAGAAUCAACAUUUCUAGCUGUUCCAUAAAGGGGUUCAUCGCCGAAGAACUGUUUCAGCUCUCAUCCUUAAGUGAACUGAUUUUACAUGGUAAUAAUCUCAUCGGUCCAAUACCCAAAGAAAUCGGAUUGCUAAAGCACUUGAAAGUCUUGGAUUUGGGGAUGAACCAGCUAUCUGGACGAAUCCCACAUGAAAUCGGGGAUCUGGCUAGUGUUGUGAAAAUAAACUUACAAUCGAAUGGAUUAACUGGGAAAUUGCCUCCGGAGCUUGGCAAUCUCAAGAACCUUCAGGAGCUUCGAUUGGACAGAAAUAAACUACAAGGAACCGUUCCAGGUGCUAACGCUACAGAUUUUGCUUCUACCAUGAGAGGAAAGUAUGCCUCGGAUACGAAUGCACUAGGUUUUUGUCGUGCAUCUCCUUUAAAAGUUGCUGAUUUUUCAUUCAAUUUCCUCGUGGGGAGCAUACCGAAGUGCUUGGAAUAUCUUCCGAGGACCAGCUUUCAGGGAAACUGCAUAAAGUACAAAGAUAUCAAGCCACGGGAUCCCCGACAAUGUGGUACGUUUUAG
This is a messenger RNA of Cynara cardunculus var. scolymus (artichoke), 822 nucleotides long. Its product is annotated as probable LRR receptor-like serine/threonine-protein kinase At1g63430. Lineage: Eukaryota; Viridiplantae; Streptophyta; Magnoliopsida; Asterales; Asteraceae. Gene Ontology annotation, molecular function: protein binding. Bases 1 to 822 code for a protein of 273 amino acids. The transcript has 8 exons. The record is from RefSeq and is a predicted model, not a curated record.